AUGGAUGUCUACAACCUAACUACCAUCACAGAGUUCAUCCUAAUGGGACUCUCGGACCUCCCUGAAGUGCGCUAUCCUCUCUUUGUGGUACUUGCUUUUAUCUAUCUAAUCACUUUGAUGGGAAAUUGGGCCAUUCUCCUUGCCAUUGGAACUGAGAAAAAACUACACACACCCAUGUAUUAUUUUUUGGCAAAUUUGUCUCUCUUAGACAUUUUCUGUCCAUCAGCUACUGUCCCAAAGAUACUCAAGAACCUCUUGGCUGAGAGACAGAACAUUUCUUUCGUCGGGUGUGUUCUGCAGCUCUUUUUCUUAGUGGCCCUGAUAGGGAAUGAAGUUUUUCUUCUCUCUGCCAUGGCUUAUGACAGGUACGUGGCUAUCUGUUUCCCUCUUCGUUACAGUCUCAUAAUGACAAACGGGCGCUGUGUCCAGCUCAUGGCCAGUGCCUGGGCAACCGGGUUUCUGAACUCCCUUCUGCAUACCGUGUUUACAUUCCGCCUGUCUUUCUGUAAGUCUAAUCGUGUCAACCAAUAUUACUGUGACAUCCCUCCAGUGGUGGCGCUCUCCUGUUCUUCCACCUAUAUGGCAGAAAUGCUUGUCUUGGUGGUAGGAGGUAUCUUGGGAAUCAGUGCUUUCUUGAUCACUGGUAUCUCUUAUGUCUAUAUUGUCUCCACUAUCCUGAAGAUCCGGUCAGCAGAAGGGAAGCGCAAAGCCUUCUCCACCUGUGCUUCCCAUCUCCUGGUGGUUGGUUUGUUCUAUGGGACAACGAUAUUUACCUACAUCCGCCCUUCCUCUAGUCAACACUCUCCAUCCAGAGACAGGCUCAUCUCCAUGUUGAAUGGGGUCAUUACGCCGAUGUUAAACCCCAUCAUCUACAGCCUGAGAAACACGGAAGUAAAAGGGGCUCUAAGGAAGGUUUUAUGCCACAAGAUGUGUUCAGAACAAUAA
This is a messenger RNA of Echinops telfairi (small Madagascar hedgehog), 945 nucleotides long. RefSeq names its product olfactory receptor 5V1-like. NCBI's taxonomy places the organism in Eukaryota, Metazoa, Chordata, Mammalia, Afrosoricida, Tenrecidae. The record is from RefSeq and is a predicted model, not a curated record. Gene Ontology annotation, biological process: G protein-coupled receptor signaling pathway. Bases 1 to 945 code for a protein of 314 amino acids. The transcript has a single exon. Gene Ontology annotation, molecular function: G protein-coupled receptor activity; olfactory receptor activity. Gene Ontology annotation, cellular component: membrane.